AGAGAGAGAGAGAGAGAGCGACUCAUGGUGGGGUUGUUGGUACCAGCAGCAACAGCAGCUGAAGCACGUGGGACCAGCUUGGUGUGCCUCGCGUUCGGUAGUGCUCUCAGUAGUGCUCUCAGCUGCCCGUGGAGGAUCUCGCAUCUCCGGAUGUCCGUCGUGUCCUACGUGGACUCAGCGCGUCCGUCGCGGCCGUCGAGAAUGUGACCGGCUUCGUUCGUCGUCGCCGAGGACAUUGCGCGAGGAUCUGUCUGCCGAGUUGAGAGAAGCGUCUCAGCUCCGACUCAGAGGAGCCGGAGAGAAAAAAAAAGAAGAGAGAGAGAGAGAGAGAGAGAGAGAGGAAAAGAGAAAGAGAAAGAGAGAGAAAGGGACUGAGAGCCAAGCGAUGGCCCUGAAGAUACUGCUGGCGUGCUGGCUCAUCGCGACCACAGCGAGCCCGGCUCUAUCGUCGCCGGAGGAUCAUCAUCGAGUACCGUCGCGCGGCGACCACAGGGUUGUGUGGCCGGCUUGGUACCGCGAUAGACUGCUGCAUGCCAAGCACGAGCGCGUCUCGGAGGACGGGCGCGUCGUGCCGGAGACGAGCACCGCGAGAAGCCCGUGGACGUCGAGACCGCAGGUGAGCACUGCGGCCAGGUCGCAGUCACCGCAGCAGCCGCAGAGCACUCGGCGUCAUCACGUGGAGCAACGGACGCUGGAGCAGAAUCUCAGCAGCGUCGGUGCCGUGGUGAUGACGGAGCACGGCGGCACGAGGGCGAUCGCGUACGCGGGUUAUCACGGUAAUCACCGGCAUCAAGCGAGGGAGGCCGUCACGCAGAGUUAUCAGCUGAUCCCAACUACAGCGCCGACGUACACGAGACAUCAUCCGGGGAGGCGAGUGUGCACCAGGCAAGCGCCAGCGACUUCUCAUCAUCAUCGAGGAAGACAAAUUAGAUUAAUCCUCGGCUACACCGAGCUGACCCCAGGCUUCUUCUGCUGCCCGGGAUGGUCGCAAAUCACCCAUCUGAGUUUCGGUUGUAACAAACCCACGUGUCUGGUGCCGUGCCUGAACGGCGGAAUUUGCACGUCGCCCGGCAAGUGCACGUGUCCCAAGGGAUACGUUGGCAACCAGUGCCAAACAGACGUGGACGAAUGCGCGACGGAAAAACCGUGCGGUCAACUUUGCACGAAUCUACCUGGCAGCUAUCGAUGUCACUGCAGGGUUGGCUUUCAACUUCAGCAGGACGGCCAGUCGUGUCGAAGGAAUGACACGACAGACGAGAACGCGUUUGAGGCGCGCGACUUGGAGAGUGAUUUUCACGACAACGAGUCGACAACGAGAGGCCCGACGACUUCUUCUCAUGAUACAGAAAACGAAGUGGGCGACGAUGUUCAAGACUACGAGAUCAUCUUGAAAAGACUGACAAAAUUGGAAAAGCAAGUGGCCAGGAGUAGGAAGAGAGACACGGAGACUUCGGAGAUGAACACCAAAGUCACACUAGCCGUCGAGAGCGUCAACGAGAUGAGGAGAACCGUCGAGAACGUGCAACUGAUGCAACAGGAGGUGUACGACAUGAGAAGCAAGAUGAAGCAGUACGAGGCGGAAAUGAGGAAGAUACAGCACCUGAUGAACCGCGUCGCGGAACUCGAGAGUCGGCUGAGAAUACGCUGCAGAUCGACGAUGCCAAUUAGCGGGCCGUUAAAUUUUUAGUACCACGCGUCUAGUAACUACGGUCGAUCUUUGAUACUGAUAGCGGGUAGGGAUAAUAUUACCCGCUACCUUGCUCUGUACCGUGGUAGUAGAUCGUCGGUGUGUUACUACUACUACUACUACUACUACUACUACUACUCUUCCAUCUAGUAUUAAUAGUAGAUAACGAUAGUAUUAUUUUUACGUUAUUAUUUUACGAGUGUUACGCGUGAAUAACGACAGUCUUGAAGUCCGCGUCUUAAACUCGGGAUAAUCAACGUCGCACUUAGAGAUGUGCAAAUAAAAAGAUGUGUACAUUCGUGGAACGUGGAACAUUCGUCCGGGUAUUUUCGACCUACGGAUGAUCUUAAUCUCACGGUGCUGACGUAAUUCUAGCCAUAAGAUUCACGAGGAGGUAUCCUCUCGUGAAACAACAACAUCACUGCCAUCACUUAGCGUUUGUUAUAUUUCAGGCUCGUAAUAUUGCGGUAGUUUAAUAUAAUUGUCGAGUGCUAGGAGGACUCGGCACGAGAAUACAAAUUAUAAGUGCGAUUAUGUCGCAAAACAAGAGGCACGCGAUCGUGCCUCUUGGCACUCAAACAGUUACAGUUAAUACUAUACGUGACUAUUUGUACUCAGCUUUGUAAUAAAAAGAUACGGAAUCUGCAUUUCUCAAUCA
Molecule: messenger RNA, 2345 nt
Organism: Harpegnathos saltator (Jerdon's jumping ant)
Lineage: Eukaryota; Metazoa; Arthropoda; Insecta; Hymenoptera; Formicidae
Gene: slow
Product: epidermal growth factor-like protein slowdown
Exons: 9
Coding region: 386-1687 (433 amino acids)
Biological process (GO): anatomical structure development
Cellular component (GO): cell surface; extracellular region
Molecular function (GO): signaling receptor binding; calcium ion binding
Source: RefSeq, a predicted model, not a curated record